This is a messenger RNA of Brassica napus (rape), 1209 nucleotides long. RefSeq names its product transcription factor bHLH19. The record is from RefSeq and is a predicted model, not a curated record. Lineage: Eukaryota; Viridiplantae; Streptophyta; Magnoliopsida; Brassicales; Brassicaceae. The coding region runs from base 97 to 996 and encodes 299 amino acids. Gene Ontology annotation, molecular function: protein dimerization activity. The transcript has 3 exons.
UUCUUUUCACAAACCCUUUAGGACAAAAACAACAAACACAUCUCUCGAUUUGUCUUUACAAUCUUGUCUUGACUUCGGUUCUUGCUCAAUUCCGACAUGGAUGCAGACUUCUUCUCAACUGACUUCUCACUCGAAAACAUCGAUUUCGACUUUAAUAUUCACGAAGAAAUGAAUGUAACACCGGUUGAAGCAAGCAUGCAUACACAAAGAGCUCAUUAUUCAUCUAGUUUUGAUCAUCAAAUGAAUCUUGAUUUCCUCAAAGAAAAGCCAAAGCCUGCGGUGAAGGAGAUGAUGAACAUCAACAACAAAUCACGAGUUAUUUCUUUCGAUUUCUCUAGUAAUGUUUCUUCUUCUCCAGCUGAGGAAGACAUUAUUAUGGAUCGAUUGGUUAGCUGUGGAAGCAAAAGAAAAGCAUGUUCUUCUGCCACAAGAUCUCCGGUUCUCGCAAAAGAACAUGUUAUGGCCGAGAGAAAGCGUCGUGAGAAGCUUUCCGAAAAAUUCAUUGCCCUCUCAGCACUUCUUCCUGGUCUUAAGAAGGCAGACAAGAUUACAGUUCUUGAUGACGCGAUUUCACGUGUGAAACAACUCCAAGAACAAAUAAGAAAGCUCAAGGACGAGAAAGAAGCAAGAAGAGAAAUGGAAUCCAUGAUUCUUGUGAAGAAAUCUAAAGUGUUUUUCGAUGAGGAACCUUACGUAGCAUCUUCUUCUUCUUCUUCUUCUUCAUGUCAUGCGAAAUUUGAUCAACUAUUACCAGAAAUCGAGGCUAAAGUAGUUCAAAAGGACGUUCUAAUCCGAAUCCACUGCGAGAAGAGCAAAGGGUGCAUGCUUAACAUACUAAACACGAUUGAGAAUCUUCAGUUGCGCAUUGAAAAUAGUAUUGUAUUGCCAUUCGGAGACUCUACCCUUGAUAUCACAGUCCUUGCACAGAUGGAGAAAGAUUUUUCAGCGAGUGCACUUAAAGAUCUUAUAAGGAACCUGAGACUCUCAAUGGUUUAGUCCCCUUUGAAGUUUUAUCAACCGACUGUUCAUUAUACCAAUGGUUCAGCUGUAGAACGAUACUUUUAUCUCUAUUUGAUACCGUUUUAUACUAUAAUGUUUUCACUAUAAAGUUUAUUUCACACGUACAGUUCACGUGUGUUUGGUGUAUGUUGUAGGUGAAGUUAUGUCUUCCUCAGUGCGUGAAACUAAAGGGGUUAUUUUCGACAACUA